Molecule: messenger RNA, 2292 nt
Organism: Talaromyces rugulosus
Lineage: Eukaryota; Fungi; Ascomycota; Eurotiomycetes; Eurotiales; Trichocomaceae
Exons: 3
Coding region: 1-2292 (763 amino acids)
Cellular component (GO): spliceosomal complex; intracellular anatomical structure
Molecular function (GO): ATP binding; RNA binding; RNA helicase activity
Source: RefSeq, a predicted model, not a curated record
AUGGUUGACGGACAAUCUGGAAGAGAAGACGGGUCGCGCGCAAAGCGACAGAAGACCGACAAGGCCGAAAUGGAUCCCCGCGCGAAUCCCUACCUGGCUCAUAUGUACCCCGAAGAAAAUGGAAGCCGGAGCUCUCAAAAUGGCCCAUUCGCCGGCUUUACGAGACACCAGACAACUGCUGCCCUUGCGCAGAAGGCCGAGGAUGGAGAUUUGAACCCUUUCAAUGGUCGGCCGUUUUCCUCCACGUAUAUGUCGAUCUUGAAAACUCGACGCAACCUUCCGGUUCAUGCGCAGAGAAACGAGUUUUUGAAGCUGUACCAGGAAUCUCAGAUUCUUGUUUUCGUCGGUGAAACCGGUUCAGGAAAAACAACGCAGAUCCCUCAGUUCGUCCUAUUCGAUGACCUUCCCCAAUCCCAGCGCAAGAUGGUCGCGUGUACCCAGCCACGACGAGUUGCUGCCAUGUCUGUGGCGGAGCGUGUUGCCGCUGAGAUGGAUGUGAAGCUAGGCGAAGAAGUUGGUUACAGCAUUCGUUUCGAGGACAUGACUAGCCAGAAGACUAUUCUCAAAUACAUGACUGAUGGAAUGCUUCUCCGAGAAGCUAUGAAUGACCACAACCUCCAGCGGUAUAGCACAAUCAUCCUCGACGAAGCUCAUGAACGUACAAUGUCUACGGAUAUUCUUAUGGGAUUGCUGAAGGAGGUGGUUCUGCGCCGACCCGAUUUGAAGAUCAUCAUCAUGUCUGCCACUCUCGAUGCACAGAAGUUUCAGCGUUACUUUAGCGAUGCCCCGUUGCUGGCUGUCCCAGGAAGAACUCACCCCGUGGAGAUUUUCUAUACCCCUGAACCAGAGCAGGAUUAUGUUGAAGCGGCAAUUCGCACUGUACUGCAAAUCCACGCAACGGAGCCGGAUGGAGACAUCCUAUUGUUUUUAACGGGUGAAGAAGAGAUUGAAGAUGCUGUUAGAAAGAUCUCACUGGAGUCGGAGGAAAUGGUGAGAGAGGCCGAUGCCGGCCCAAUGAAGGUCUAUCCAUUGUAUGGCAGCCUGCCUCCACAUAUGCAGCAACGCAUCUUCGAGCCAGCUCCGGGCCCACGCAAACCCGGUGCUCGUGCUGGUCGCAAGUGUAUCGUGUCGACAAACAUUGCUGAGACGUCACUCACCAUUGAUGGUAUUGUUUAUGUCGUGGAUCCUGGGUUUUCCAAACAGAAAGUUUAUAACCCUCGUAUUCGGGUCGAAUCCCUGCUCGUGUCACCAAUAUCAAAAGCGUCUGCUCAGCAGCGUGCUGGCCGUGCUGGCCGUACCCGCCCUGGAAAAUGCUUUCGUCUAUACACUGAGGCUGCUUUUAAGAAGGAACUUAUCGACCAAACUUAUCCUGAGAUUCUCCGAUCGAACUUGUCUUCUACCGUCUUGGAACUGAAGAAACUGGGCAUUGACGAUCUGGUUCACUUCGACCUAAUGGAUCCUCCUGCACCAGAAACACUAAUGAGAGCCUUGGAAGAACUCAAUUACCUAGCCUGUCUUGAUGACAAUGGAGAUCUGACCCAAUUGGGACGCCUGGCAUCUGAAUUCCCCCUCGACCCAGCGCUUGCCGUAAUGCUGGCAACAUCACCGGAGUUCUACUGCUCUAACGAAAUCUUGUCUAUCACCGCCCUUCUUUCGGUUCCACAGGUAUUUACACGACCGCAUGCUCAGCGGAAGCGAGCAGAUGAGAUGAAGAACCUGUUUGCCCAUCCGGAUGGUGAUCAUUUGACGUUGCUAAACGUAUACCACGCGUUCAAGGGCCCCGAGGCGCAAGCAAACCCGAAGCAAUGGUGCCACGAUCACUUCCUGUCCCUCCGUGCUCUACAAUCUGCAGACAAUGUGCGACUUCAGUUGUUGCGUAUCAUGGAACGCGAGGAAGUCGAACUCAUCUCUACUCCGUUUGACGACAAGAAGUACUACGAGAACAUUCGACGAGCUUUGGUUGCCGGCUUUUUCAUGCAGGUGGCCAAGAAGGAGAGCACAGGGAAAAGCGUCUACACCACCGUGAAGGACAACCAGAGCGUGCUCUUGCACCCAAGUACUGUCCUGGGUUACGAUGCCGAGUGGGUGCUCUACAACGAAUUCGUCCUCACCACCAAGAAUUACAUUCGAACAAUCACAUCUGUGAAACCAGAAUGGCUUUUGGAAAUUUCACCCGUUUACUACGAUAUCUCAACAUUUCCAAAAGGGGAUAUCCGAUCUGCUCUUCUCCGCGCGGGCGAUAGACUUGCUCGUAAAGACAAAAUGCGUAGUGACUCUAGCAAGCGCCGUUGA